Molecule: messenger RNA, 1024 nt
Organism: Arachis duranensis
Lineage: Eukaryota; Viridiplantae; Streptophyta; Magnoliopsida; Fabales; Fabaceae
Product: novel plant SNARE 13
Exons: 4
Coding region: 291-599 (102 amino acids)
Source: RefSeq, a predicted model, not a curated record
CAACUGUAUUCUGUUCUCCAAAACUCCCCUUUUGGCCUUUUCUGUUCCCGGUGCUCUUGCUUCCCUCUGUUUCCUUCUGAAUGCUAUUUCAAUUGAAACCUAAUCUGCCACUUUCUCAUUCUCCUUGCACUCUCCUUUAUUCCUUCACUUCCCCUCUCUCUGAUUCUCGCGGCAAAAUCAACUGAUAAUGCAUCUUGCGCAAAGACUCGCCAAAUCGACAAGCUAGGGUUUCCUCCAGAAAAUUCGGUUCUCGCCGGGGUUUUGCGGAGGAGACGCAGUCGCCGGCAGCAAUGGCCACCAGCUUGCAGAUGAGCCCUCAGGUGGAGCAGAUCCUCGGCGAAAUCCGCGAUAACUUUCGAUUCCUGGCAAAUGGCUUCCAAAGGCUUGAUAAGAUUAAAGAUUCCAAUAGACAAAGCAAACAGCUGGAAGAACUCAAGGAUAAGAUGGUGGAGUGUAAAAGGUUGAUAAAGGAGUUUGAUCGAGAAAUUAAAGAUGAAGAGGGAAAAAAUCCCCCAGAAGUGAACAAGCAACUUAAUGAUGAAAAGCAAUCAAUGAUCGAGUGUGCAGGCAGCAAGGCGAGGCAAGGUGCGGCGAGAUAAGGCGAGGCGCGCCGAGUGGCGGACAGGGCUUCGACAGAUCAAUCAGUGCAGAUCCUCAGCGACCGACGGAAGCUAUGGAUGAAGACGACGGAUCGAUAGCUAUGGAUGAAGAUGAUGGACCGACGGAGGAGAACGCACCACACACGAUUUUCAGGGAGCAAAUUGGGGGCGGGCUGGGAUUUUUUUUUCCUUUGGGACAAAAUGGCAAGGGGGUUUUGGGUAUUUUGAAAAAAUAGAGAUAUCUCCAGUUAGUUACCUAAUGUAAACAGAAGAAAACAUAGAAUAUUCUGUUAUCUUAGACGGUAUUCUCACGGCAGGGACUUAAUUGAAAAAAAAAUUAACGUAUAGGGACCUAAUUGAAAAUUCGGUAAAACUAUAGGGACCUGCAGAGUAAUUAAACCAAUUUUUUACUUUUAAAUUUUUAA